GCAUUUAAAUUGAUAAGAACUUAAUCAAUGUAAAUUGUUCAAAUCCAAUUGGGAUUUAAUUAAAGCAGGUUCAAAAAGUUUGGAUUUGCGAAAUGAGUUGAAUAAAAAAUUGUUAUUUUACGCUGAAUCGAUAAUAAUAAUCUUUGUUACGAUUGAUAUAUCGAUAAUAAAUUAAAAAGAUUUCGAUUGUAAUAAACAAACACAUCACAACCUAAUAAACAAAACAAUGUUUAUAAAAAAUAGUUUCGAAAAUGUAAUUAUUGAAUUUUAAAUAACCAAAGUUCUCUCCUUGCAAUAAAAUAGCUUUAAUGUGUAAAUAAUGGAUGAAAACGAAAACGCUAAUCACCAUAUACGACAGAAUUAUUGUAGGAAUCGUUUGGAAUACCGAAGAGGUCGACGUUUAAGAGCUGUUAAGGUCUACACUGUAGCAAAUGAAUCAAAGCACCUGCUAGUAUUUGGAGUGCCAAAGAUUAAUUUAAAACAAGAAAUCAAGUGUAAACUCAAACGGUGUGGUGAUAUUGAAUUUAUACAAUGUGUUACGGAAGAGAUUGCAAAGAAAGUGGAGUUAGAAGCCUUCACUGAUGUAUAUCAUGUGACCUACACAAAGGUGCAAGCAGCGCGGCGUGCUAAACGGUAUUUAGACGCACAAGAAUUUUAUGGCGGUAUAUUGCAUAUAUCCUAUGCUCCGGAAUACGAAACCACAGAGGAACUACGACAAAAACUCUUACAGAGAAAAGUUGAAAUCAACUACAGACAGAAAGUUAACGAAAAAGUGGCAAAAACAAUGUCAACUGAAGCUCAACUUAAUGAACCGCCGGAUAAAAUUAGUAAGGAGUCGUAAUGUGCCGAAACAAAAGGAAAAUUAUAUAAAAUAAACAAGAAGUCUGUUGUGGAAAUAGAAUAUAA
This is a messenger RNA of Zeugodacus cucurbitae (melon fly), 906 nucleotides long. RefSeq names its product RNA-binding protein 48. The transcript is spliced from 3 exons. The coding region runs from base 320 to 841 and encodes 173 amino acids. Lineage: Eukaryota; Metazoa; Arthropoda; Insecta; Diptera; Tephritidae. The record is from RefSeq and is a predicted model, not a curated record. Gene Ontology annotation, cellular component: nucleoplasm. Gene Ontology annotation, molecular function: nucleic acid binding.